AUGAGCAAGUUUUUUGUGCUGGUUGCCUUUGUGGGCAUGGUUAGUGCUGGACGCAUUCAACAACGUGAAUCUCAGCGUGACAUAAACACUGCUGGUAAGCGCGUUGAGCGCAUGUCCUGGCAAGAUUUGGUUAGGCAAAAGUUUCUACUCGACAUUGUGCAUCGUGUGCAGGAGCCAUUGCAGCAAGAGGAUCUCAUACAGCUAGACCAGGGUCUAAUUACGGAUGAAAAUCGUUACCGAUUUGGCAUUGAUGGAGAGAUAGAGCUUAUCAUCGAUUUGGAUCGGCAGCGUCGUCUGCUGAAUCAACAUCAGGUCUACAAUAUACGCAACGAGGAUCAUGUCCUGCAACUUCGGGGCAUCAUUCGCAUCCUGGCUUCCUCCAAGGACUUUGAGACACUGCAACGCAAUGCCAUCUAUCUGAGACGCAACAUAAAUCCAGUUCUCUUUGUCCAUGGACUAAGUCUAGCUAUUCGAAAUCACCCGGACACUCAAGAGUUGAUCAUGCCUGGCAUGCAGGAGAUAUUGCCGGACCUGUACCUCGAUCAGGAGAUGAUGCAACGUAUCCAGCGAGUGCAACUGGAGCACAGGGCACUUCCCUCUGUCAUGUCUUUGGUGGGGCGAGUCAAGAGCUCGCGAGGAGUCAAUCCCCUGAUGGAUACAAUAAUACCCAGCCGAUUGGCAUUGAAAGCACAACAGAUUCGUGAGAAUACGGAGCGUAUUGUGUUGCCGAUGCCAACUGAGAAUCAGGGCAUUUCUCUGCUAACUGAGGACAUUGACAUGCGCAUCUUUGUGCAGAAUCUGGUCAGUAAUUUGGCUCUGAAUGAGGACACAACGGAAAAUCGCUUGAGGAAUCUGCAGAGAAUGGGAAAUAUCAACGACAUGGAGUUGGAGAUGGAACAGCGCCGUCGGCAACAAGAGAACGUUGAGGAUAACAUGGAUCGCAAUCAGCGAGAUCGUUUCGCGGGUGCACUGCGUCGCAAAGAAAUCAACAACGAGCAGAGUCAAUCUAGAGCACAAAACUCUGGUCGUCGUCCCUCUCUGGAGAACAUUGGACGGAUGACAAGUCGUAUCACUGAUGGCGAUGAUCUUUUACCCACCGUGGAUAUUAAGGACGAUCGCCUGUUGCAUGUGGGACGUCGUCGCCAGAACUUGAACAGCAGCGGAAGCCAAGAGAAGCAGCUGGAGACACGUCUAAGAGAAGGACGUCAAAACAUGUGGAACAUGAAUGAUAAUGUGGAAGACUUAAUCGACAAUCUGCCAACCAUUCGCCGGGACAACGAGCGUCUUGUGCAAAUCAAUAGACGCCGGCUGGAUCAGACAGCAGCGAAUAGGACUCCACGACGCAUGAUGAAGGAGGACACUAUGCAGCUGAUCAGCCGAGAACCGACCGAAGAAAUGCUGCGUCGCAAUCGACAGCGUGAGGAGCAAACAGAACUGGAGCGUUUCAUAUCAAUGAUAAGGGAGGAGCGUCUGGGUGAAGAACGGCGUGUUGACCAAUGGCAGCAGCGACAGGAUAAUGAUCAAGGAUGGAUUGAUAACUUGCAACAAUCGAUCGAUUACGAGCAAGUCACGCGGCGUAGUGAAGUUCUGGCACACACUCUUCGUCAACUGUUGGCCCGCUUGAACCAGGAACGCAUCUCCCUGCGCCUGGGCAAUGAGGAGAUGCAGCUGAUGGACAACUCUCGCCUAAUCCUGGCCAACCAAAAUCAGGCUCAACGCUAUGCUCUGCGUCUGAACGAGAUGCUGUUGGACUCACGUCGCAAUCGUGCUCUGCUCGAUCAGAUCAAUGCUAUCGAAGUUACUUUAAGGCAGGUAAUUGAUAAUUUGAUCCGUGAGAGGAACAGCCUUGUGACAGAUUCCGCCCUGAAUCCUCUGGAUGAAUCUCUUCGUUUGGAGCGUAUGAUUGGAGAGAUUCUAACCGGUCGCCUGGGUGACACUGGAAUCAUGCGCAUUCUGCGUGCGCAACUGCAGGACACCAACGUUAUGCAGAUGGAUUCUUUGGGACUUGGUGUCAGCCUGAACAAUCGCGUGCUGCAAUACACACUGCGUCGCAUUUUGGACGUGGUGGAUAAGCAGCGGGAGCAACAGCUGGGUGCUUACAGGCGGGAACAGCUGCACAUGCAGGGUGUCACCAUUAAUGAUAUGCGCGUCAGCAAACUGAGCACCUUCAUCGAGGAAGUCGACAUGGAUGUCAGCAGUCUGCUGGAGCAGCCCCAGAAAAUGCAGCUGGUUGUGAGUCAGCGUCGCCUCAAUAAUCUUCCCUUUACCAUUGACCUGGAUAUUCACUCGGAGCGUGAAGAGGAUGUCAUCAUUCGCAUGCUGCUGGGACCGCGUCAGGAUGCUGAGGGUCGGGAUCUGAGCUUGGAGCAGCGUCGCAAUGACUUUGUGCUUCUGGAUGCAAUUAAUACCCAACUGCAGUCGGGUAUCAAUCGCAUUCAGCAUCGAUCCACGUGCAUUGGCUGGACCACACGGAAUGUCACACCCUACAGCGAAAUCUAUCGCCGUGUGAUGACCACAAUGCGCGGCCAGCAGGAGCAAUUGAUAAGCGACGAGUUGGUUGCUCAAAACGGACGCUUCCCGCAGCGCCUUCUGUUGCCACGCGGUCGUCCUGAAGGGCUGCCCAUGCAACUCCUGGUAAUUGUUUCGCCCAUAGAGCGGCAGGAGCAUCGAAUGGUCCUAGACCGCACUGGUGGCCUUAUGAUAAGUCAGGCUUCCAUCGAAGACAAACGUCCGCUGGGAUUCCCCCUCGACCGUCGCAUUGACAACGAGCAGAAGUUUAUCCGCUUGUCCAAUGUGCAAUUGCAGGAUGUUGUUAUUGUUCACGAGAACUGAAAUAUAUUCUGAUGAGGACCGAUGAUCCUGUGACCAACCAAUUGACCAAUCGACCGCUUUUACAUUAUAAGCAGUUUUAUAUAUAUUUUUAUAAUUAAUUUUCAAAUAAAAAUAUGCAAUAGGCGCAUAAAUGCAUUUUAAAAUGUAA
Messenger RNA from Drosophila innubila, 2980 nucleotides. RefSeq names its product fat-body protein 1 (gene Fbp1). NCBI's taxonomy places the organism in Eukaryota, Metazoa, Arthropoda, Insecta, Diptera, Drosophilidae. Bases 1 to 2832 code for a protein of 943 amino acids. The record is from RefSeq and is a predicted model, not a curated record. The transcript is spliced from 2 exons.